This is a messenger RNA of Desarmillaria tabescens, 1554 nucleotides long. Its product is annotated as aquaporin-like protein. Gene Ontology annotation, cellular component: plasma membrane. Gene Ontology annotation, molecular function: water channel activity; glycerol channel activity. The record is from RefSeq and is a predicted model, not a curated record. NCBI's taxonomy places the organism in Eukaryota, Fungi, Basidiomycota, Agaricomycetes, Agaricales, Physalacriaceae. Bases 246 to 1265 code for a protein of 339 amino acids. Gene Ontology annotation, biological process: water transport; glycerol transmembrane transport. The transcript is spliced from 9 exons.
GUCAUGAAUUUAUUACAUCCUUUUUCUUUGAUGGGCCUCGUUUUGGCGCUUCUUCGAUCUGUUCUACAAACGCAGGACCCGCGAUCUGGAAUCAAAUGUCCUUUUGCGUAGUUUCUAGGGUCCUAUCCCGGCUGACGAUGAUAUCAUGACCUUAUGAGAUUGUUCCGGAAAGUCUCCUCUACGAGUAUAUAAGCUGCGUCGCGCAUAAUUAUAUUUUCAGCAUCCUCUCUUACGAACCUUUCACGAUGGUAUACACUCCUCCCACUCCAUAUGGGCACACGGAUACCUCCUCUCCUGCCAAAGUAACCUCUGUUGCCAAGGCAUAUAUCGACUCUCAUGGGAGUCACCAUGAUCAUGAAUCUCCUCGACACAGUUUUGACUCGGAGCCACGGUCUUCAGUACCAGCGAAUCGCCUGGGUCGUAUUCGACUGGCUAUUCGUGAACCCGCCGCGGAGUUCAUUGGAGUCGCCAUCCUUGUCAUGUUUGGCUCUGGAGCUAGUUGUCAGGCGGUCACCUCCACCAACCCCGGUGUCGCUGAUACUCAGCAGGGUAGCUACUUUUCUAUCGCGUUAGGUUGGGGGUUUGGCCUUGCUUUGGGCGCGUGGGUUAGCGGAGGAGUUUCUGGAGGCCACAUCAAUCCUGCGGUCACCCUGGCUAUGGCUACGUGGCGCGGGUUCCCAUGGAGGAAAGUUCCAGGGUACAUUUUCGCACAACUCAUGGGUGGUAUAUUCGGUGCCGCGCUGGUUUACGCCAACUAUUACCAUGCUAUCAACAUUUACGAAGGCGGGCAUUACAGGACACUUGCUACCGCUGGUUUCUUUGGUACCUAUGCUCUUGAUUACGUGCCGAACGCCGCCGCGUUCUUUGACGAAUUUUUGGGUUGUUUCAUCCUUAUGCUCAUCAUCCUCGCCGCCACCGACAAGCGCAACUCCCCUCCUGCAGGACUUCUUCCGCUUGCUCUGUUCCUCACCCUCUUUGGUUUGGGUGUUUGCUUUGGCAUGCAGACAGGAUUUGCUGUUAAUCCCGCCCGUGAUCUGGGUCCCCGUAUUCUGACGGCCAUCGCCGGUUGGGGUAAACAAGUGUUCAACUAUCGAAACCAAUACUGGUUAUGGGCUGGUGUGUUGGCGCCUAUUCUCGGUGCCCAAAUCGCUGCGAUGCUGUACGACACCUUCGUCUAUGACAGUCAGGAUAGUCGUAUAGACCGGGCAUUCAUGAGAGUUCCUUCACGAUCGACAGACGAAAAAGCUCCUGCCAACAUGGUGUAAGCGCUUGAACAGUUGGUUGGUAAAAAAUCAGCUGGUAUGAUUCGAUAAAACAACCUUGUUAUUUUCCUUCUUGGGUCGUCGUUUACUUCAUGUCGCUAUGUAUGAUCACGAAAAAAUUUCCGUAUCUAAACAGAAUUGACAUUUGGUCUGAUAUCUGGACCGGAAAUUUUUGACGUCUUUGAAUUGUAUUCGUGAAGUUCCAUCGCGACUAGUAUUACCGACGCUGUCUAGAAUAUUCUAAUGGAGGGAAUAGUAUUGAUGCGAUGAAUCUGUCCUGAUGCCGUCGCCG